GAAAAGACACCGUCUCCUUACUCGCGGCUGUGUUCAUUUCACUCCCAGAAACUUCCAACAUUGUCAGCUUUGUCCAGAAUGAGCCCUCCUGGAGACCGCACCGUCCUUGUGCUGGGGGGAGCCGGAACAGUGGGCUCGGGAACGGUGAAGGUUUUGCUGGAGAGAGGCUUCCGUGUGGUAGUCAUAUCCAGAGAUGCAGCCCGGUUGGAAAAACUGAAACACUUUGUCCCAGCUGCUACUCGAUCUAGGCUUUUUACGUUGAUUGGAGAUGUUGGUUCUGAAGAGGGUGCAGAAGCAGCUAAAACCGCAGUACUGCAGGCUGUUGGGAAAGUGACAGAUAUAGUGUCAUCUCUGGGGUUCAGUUGGUGGCAGGGUGGUCCUCCACACACUCAAACGGUCGAGGAACUGAAUAGGGUUCUGAACACACUGCUGAUAAGUACUUUCACAUCUUGGAAGGCAUUCUUUCCUUUGGUUAAAGAUGACCACAAUGGAUCAUACACAUUUAUAACUGGUGGUGCAGGGGAGCGUCUGUUAAUGCCUGGGACUGGUUUCUUGACUCUGGGAGCUGCAGGAGCUUUGGCAUUCUGUCAGGUGGUCAGAGAGGAGUACCCUGAUGUUCCGUGUAAACUGAAUGAGGUGAAACUUAACAUGGGUGUUGCAACCCCAGACCGAAUUGCACCCGGCUUUGUGAAUCACUUAGAUGUAGGGGAAGCAAUAGCCACUGUUUUGGAAAAGAAUUCUGUUUCACAUCAUGUGUUCUGUGCAAAUACCCCAGCUGAUCUCAAAACCCUGAUUGUGGAAGGGAAAGUCUGAAAGUGAAGAUAUUACAAGUUGGCAUGCCAAGUCAUCAUUCCAUUUUGCAUGUAUAGUUUAUUUUGAAGCCCUAUUACACUACAGUAGUGUGCACUUUUACAAUAGAACCAGUGAUAUAUCAAUCAAUGUAUCUGCCUGUUCAUAGCACUGUGAGCUAAAUUAAGCUAAAUAUUGUGUUUAUCUUGGUAGUUUGAUUUUUUUUAUGUCAUUAUGACAUUUAGAAACCCCUAUGAAAACUUAAAUUAGAAUGAAGUAAAGUCAUAUGUUGUGUUGUGCGUAGCUUGAGAAGCUGUACCACCUCAGCAAAGAAUCCUCAGCGUAUUCAAGUUCCAAACUAAUGUAGUGUUAUGGACCAGGCCAAAGCUCCUCAAAACAUUUCAAGAAAGUAGCCCAGACCCUACCUUUGCGAGUUGUUUUAAGCAGUUGUACAGUGGAUAUUCCAGGAGAAAUGCAGCUGGUCAAACCACUUCGUUUUAAACAAAACAAUUUAUUUGCAUGAUUGCCAAAUGAAACGUAAACAAAAGGGAACAGAAUACCGAAUAACUUAACCUAUCCAAACCCCAACAAACUAUCCUAACUUAAUGAUUCUGCUCCCAAUACUUGCAGUAAUCUCCAUAAACAUCCCUUGGCACAAAAGGUAAAAUCAGGAUCUUACAGGAGACAAGCCAGAGAGAGAGAGGAGGAUAAGCCUGGACCUGCUUCUUUGCUUAGCAGCUUCUCAAUUCAAUCGUGCUAAAAACAAACUAAACCAGAGAGAAGCUGAUCCGGGAGAACUGGCCGCUCCCAUUUCAUUGCACAAGUGUUAUUAUUAAACUUAAAGGCCUUUUGCCUGAGGUAGCAUCUGUUAGCUAUAAUCAAAAUCCCUGCAACCUAGACUGUUCAGAGUCUGUGUCUUUCACAACUUCUCUGGAAAUAAAAACCAAGGACAACAUAACCUUGUUAAAGGAGCAGCAUCGUCGCAGUAGGAUAAAAGACUAAAUUCACAUUUCCCAAUUACAGCAAUGAGUAGAGGCAAGUAGAAUGUCAACAUUUAAAAAGCAUUUGGACAGGUAGAUGCUUAGGAAGGGUUGAGAGGGAUAUGUGCCAAAUGCAGAGAAAUGGGGCAAGUUCAAUUUAGAAAAUCUGGUUGGCAUGAAUGAGUUGGGCAAAAGGGUCUGUUUCCUUGCCGCAUGACUCAAUAGUUCAUUCUUUUGCUGUUAGUAUUAAUAACAAUGCCUACCAAUGUUAGAUCAGUUUUAUUUACACAUCAAAUAACUCACUGCUGGAGAUAAAGAUGAAACUGAGCUCUACAGUGAUUAGGUAGUGGAAGAUUGACAUAUAUUGUUGGCAAAAAUUAUCUAUAAUUAAAGGAGAGAAUUAUGAAGAUUUCCUUUUUCUCUUCUAAAGCAGCAGAUGGAGUAUUCACAAUUUUGAUCUGUUUCAAACCCAGUCAUAACAAAAUGGUCCAGAUUUGAAUAGUUGUGAGCAGCAGUUCAUUUAAUUACAGUAAUUUUCACUGGGGUGUCAAGGAUGUUGUUGAUUUCUCUUGUUGAUUUGUAUUCAUCUGUCGAAUGUGAACAGCUAAUGUACAGUAAAAUCACGUUUAAUUCCUCCAGUUUUUAAAAUCCCAAUCUCAGAGAGGUUUGAGGAAAUCAGUGUUGUCUAAUAAAUAAACAAUCAUUGUUAAUUACUAACAUUGGGCUUUGUUCAAGAGUUUUCAGUAAUAAAAUAUCUGUUGCACUUAACAGGAAACUUUGCCAAAAGUUAGAGAUCUAUGGACAGCUAGCUUAAUUACUAUUGAAUGCAAAUCAAUAGUCUGGCCAAUAUGCUUAAACUGAUUUUGAAUUAAUUGCCCUUUUCGCAGUUUUCAGGAAAAUAAGAAAUUGACUAUGAACAAUUGAAUGAUCCAUUUGUGUCUUUUCAAGUUUAUAUCAGAGAGUAGGCAAAAAAACUGUCCCGCACAUCACUUCAUCCAGCUUACUUAAUCGUGUUAUUGUUACGUAAAUGUAAUUUAGAAUAUGGCUUGAAGAAUUUCUAUUAGCUUAAAACAAUGCAAGUUUACAACAAACUAAUAAUCUCUUUGGACAAUCCAAUGGCUAGCAUUAUUUUGUAUUUCUUGGGUCCUGAAAGAGCUAAGGAAGAGUAAAAUCAAGGAAUCCAGAAUUGGUAUAUGUCUGCCAUUUCUAAAGCUAUAUUAUAUCAGCAAUUAUUUAGAAUUACAGAAUCUCUACAAUGUGGAAGCAGGCCAUUCAGCCCAUCGAGUCCACACUGACCCUCAGAGUAUGCUACCCAGACCCUAUCCCUGCAUUUCCCAUGGCUAACCCACCUAGCCUACAUACCCCUGGAGAUUAUGGGCAAUUUAGCAUGGCCAAUCCACUUAACCUGCACAUUGUUAGACUGUGGGAAGAAACCGGAGCACCCAGAGGAAACCCACACAGACACAGGGAGAAUGUGCAAACUCUACACAGACAGUCACCCAAGGGUGGAAUUGAACCAAGGUCCCGAGCACUGUGAGGUAGCAAUACUAACCACUGAGCCAUUGUGCCACCCAAACUGAACAUAUAAUCACACUUUGAAUAAUCCAAAAUAUAAAUACAAUAAAGAGCAUGCAUGUUAACAAAUAGGUUAAUAGUCACUUCUGAACAGGAAGGCACAUUUGCUUUUAUUGUUCAAAAAAUGUAGUUUGGUUUAAUUUAAUAAGGUUCAAUUUUUGAAAGGCAUAUCAUUCUUUUCAGUAUUUUGUAGUUUUAGUAUCAAAGUAAGAUGUUCCCUACUUCAGUUAACCUUUGGACUUUGGCUAUUUACUUUUCUUAAUAUGAGCUGUGUUUAGCCAACAUCACAACAAAUGAGGAAUGAAUUAACUAUUGUUUGGUCACUUUAAAAAAUAAUAUUUAUUCUACAAACUGUAGCUAAUGCUCUCCAUUGUUGAUGUAAAUUGCUAUUUGUUAAUUUUGUUGCAUGUUUUAAUAAAUAUAAUUUAUAAAGUUUAA
Hemiscyllium ocellatum (epaulette shark) is the source of this 3782-nucleotide messenger RNA. RefSeq lists its product as uncharacterized. The record is from RefSeq and is a predicted model, not a curated record. Gene Ontology annotation, cellular component: mitochondrion. Gene Ontology annotation, biological process: fatty acid beta-oxidation. The transcript is spliced from 6 exons. Lineage: Eukaryota; Metazoa; Chordata; Chondrichthyes; Orectolobiformes; Hemiscylliidae. Bases 79 to 813 code for a protein of 244 amino acids. Gene Ontology annotation, molecular function: 2,4-dienoyl-CoA reductase (NADPH) activity.